AUGGAGAUGACAAGGCCGAAGCCAACGAGUACAGGCUCAGGCUACUUCUCGGACGUCAACAAGCGCUCGACGUCUCCUGACACGGGGGAGAUGCAGGCGUCAACAAGUGAUGUAGAAGCUAGCUCAAGCCUGUCUGCCGAGUAUGCCAUGGUCCAAUCGCCUUCUGUCUUCGAUGUCAAGGACCGGCCUUCGCUCUCAAGAUCGGGCUCGGACACCUCGAUGACGAGCGCCGAGGGCAGCGAGCAGGAGAUCAAGUUUGAGGACAAUCGAGCCGAGCUCGGACAGCGCAUCGAGGUAGCUGCCGACAUGGCGAGUGCACUACAGAGCUUCAACAGAGAUCACAAGACACUUGUCUAUCCUCGGGCAACGACCUACACGACCGCGAGCAUCGGCGAUCAAAGCCGGCCUGGUCUGUCUCCCCUGCCCAGCCAGGACAACAGCAUGCGCAAUGAAGUACUGCGUGCUGCCAUGCUUCGUACACAGUCGACUUUGAGUGCGGCAGGCGAGAUACCCGCCUCGGCACUGCAGCCACGAGCCCAGCCGGUACGAUCCUACUCUGCCCCGCCAGAUUCGGCAGCACAGGGAUUGAUCGUACUCGGUGUCGAUCUCAAGAUGGGCCAUCAGUCUGUGCCCAUCUCACCCUCUGCACCUGGAGCACGAGGUUGUCAGCAAAUCGAGGCGGGCAUGGACCCGGUCACGCUGGCCGCCAUGCUUGCCCGCCGUCUCACUCAUGUCACUCGCCAUCUGAGCUCGCUCAAGACUCGCAUUGAUGACAAUUUGCUCCGCAUCCUGAUCACAGGCGACACCAAUUCGGGCAAAUCCACCUUGCUCAAUGCGUUCUUGCGCCGUAUGCUCAUGCCUGUCGAUCAGCAACCUUGCACGACCGUGUUCAGCGAGAUAUUGGAUGCCAGCAGCAAUGGCGACGUUGAGGAAGUGGUGGCGCAUCUCAUCGAUGGCGAAGAGGAUAGUGUCGAGCGCUUCGGCGUCGAUGAGCUAAGCGAGAUCUCGUCUGAUCUCGCAGACAAAUAUGACAGCAUCAAAGUCUACGUCCAAGGCUUGCAUGAUCCAGUGAGAAGUAUCCAGCCAACGGAAGAGACGGGCGAAAUCCAGCCCUCGUUCGUGCAAAGCAACGCCUUUUCCAUCUCGCUCAUUGAUGGGCCCGGCCUCAAUCGAGCAAAUGCGAUGACAACAGCGCUAUAUGCGCAGCAGUCAGAGAUCGAUGUCAUUCUCUUCGUUGUCGCCGCCGAAUCUCACCUGACACAAUCAGGGCGAGACUUCCUAGAGGCUGCCAGCCAGGAGAAGCAACAUCUCUUCUUCGUCGUCAAUAAAUGGGCUGGCAUCAGAGACAAGCCGCGCGCCUACAGAGCAAUAGGAGCACAGAUCGAAGAGCUCAGCCCGGCUACUUGGCGCAACCGCAUCGAGCUCGUUCACUUUGUCGAGUCUGCUUCUGCCGUGCCCGAGCCGGGCCAACCACUGCUUAUGCAAGAUGGCGGCCUGGCCCACCUCGAAGCCAAUGUUCGCUCGUGCGCACUCAAACAUCGUACGCGCUCGAAGCUUCAACCCGCCAAGAACUUUCUCUGCAAUGUCCAGAGCGACUUUGUUCAGAUCGCAAAGGCCAAUCUUGCCGAUGCAGAGCAGAUCCUCGAAAAGGCGCACGCCGAGCUCAGCUUGAUCAAGCCGCUACAAGUCGCCAUGACACAGCAGAGCGAAUGGCUCAAGCGAGAUCUGCACGAUCGUCAGGAUGCAGUAUCGAGCCAGACAAGCCAGAUGGCCGAAGAGCGUCUCCGUCGAGCGCUGUCCGCUGUAAGCAAUGGCAAGCUCUGUCCUGCUUUGCCAGACACUGGCGUCGUUCCUGCUAGCUACAGCAGAAUCUCGACAGCUCGUCCGAGCGUCUUGCCGCCCUUCCCAGGCGUGUUUGGCAUAUGGUCCUGGGCGGACGAGAUUCGCAAGACGCUCGCUCAAUCGAUCGAACACGAACUGCAGCAAGCCGAAGAUGAUGCCAAGCUGACAACGUACAAGGCCAUGAAGGACACUAUCAAGGAGAUGCCUGACUUGCAGCUAGACUCUGCCGACUGGGAGGCCUAUGUCGAAAAGAUCGAACGCUUCCACCCGGAGAUCAUGUACGAUCGCCGACGGAGGAAUCGCUCGAUACUGCAAGUCUUGGAUGCCAACACGGAUGCGCACGUCAGUCAGAUCGACUUUAUCGACCUCGACAAGCUCACGAGCUUCUUGACGACCGGAGCCUCAAAGAAGUCUGACGCUUCCCGUGUUGGCGGCAUGGGGCUCGGAUUGGGUGCUGUCACCGUCUUUGGCAGCCGUGCGAUUGGCAUCUCUGCCUUUAUAGAGUCCACCAAUCGCCUGCUCGAUUUCUUGGCCAGCGAUUCCGUUCGCAAAUGGGCUGCUCCUCUUGCUGCGGCAGUUGCUCUGUCGUUCUCUGCGUACGUCGUUUGGGAUCUGCCGCAAGCGGUGCCGCGCAAUGUCGGUCGCAGGAUCGUAAAGACACUGAAUGACAAGUCAAAGGCGACUUACCAUGACGCCUCGACUGCCUUCAGCCGAGCGCAAGCUCGCGAGGUCUCCCGAGAAGGCGCCAAGUGUUUCGCGAUGGCAUCAUGGGAUCUACAGCAAAGGCAUGCCUCUACGCUCGAGCGACGUACGACCGAGCGAAGAGGCAUCGAGUCGACGAUCAAGAAAGAGAGUCAAUCCCUACAAUGGUUUGACAGGUAUCUCGCUCAAGCGAGGGCAGAACAAGCGCGUCUUGCCGCACUACAGCUCAGCUGA
Molecule: messenger RNA, 2778 nt
Organism: Mixia osmundae IAM 14324
Lineage: Eukaryota; Fungi; Basidiomycota; Mixiomycetes; Mixiales; Mixiaceae
Exons: 3
Coding region: 1-2778 (925 amino acids)
Biological process (GO): mitochondrial fusion
Cellular component (GO): mitochondrial outer membrane
Molecular function (GO): GTP binding; GTPase activity
Source: RefSeq, a predicted model, not a curated record